AUGGGUAAUUUAGCAUCGACGUGUUUCUAUUUGCCUAACAUCAAUCUCAAAGGUGGCACUUAUGAUGAAUUCAAUGCCAGUGAUAUCACUCAAUGCUGUAUACAGUGUGCAAGUCAACCGUGUUGUGCUGGAUACACCUACUCAAAAGCUUUAAAGAGAUGCUACAUGAAAUCAUCAAUUAACUAUUCUGAACAAGAGGAUAUGAUGAUUAGCGGCAUACGAGCGAACGCAAAUGGAGGUGUCGGCGCAAGAAUGAAAAAUGUAAAAAUUGAAGGAAGUGGCGGAAGUCGAAUAACACUUGAAAACUCUGAAGAGUGCCAGCAGUAUUGUACAGGUGAGUAA
Angiostrongylus costaricensis is the source of this 342-nucleotide messenger RNA. The record is from the annotation of a GenBank genome assembly. Lineage: Eukaryota; Metazoa; Nematoda; Chromadorea; Rhabditida; Metastrongylidae.